Molecule: messenger RNA, 621 nt
Organism: Linum trigynum
Lineage: Eukaryota; Viridiplantae; Streptophyta; Magnoliopsida; Malpighiales; Linaceae
Source: the annotation of a GenBank genome assembly
AUGGUGCGCUUAUUGCUCGCUAAUUUCUUGGGCCGGUCCAGGUUUAUAUUCCUUGGCCGCUGCAAACGCUGCCGGGAACUUGAUAAACUGAAGCUGGAACCCAAGCCGGACGACCACGAUUACAUAGGGCAGAGCGACGAUUUCAAAGGCGACGAAGAACUAAUGCUAAGGGUCAUUCAUUACAGGAGGAAAUGCAAAGUGACCGGUGGUUUCGAUGUCGAUUGCCCUCCAUCAUCGGAAUACGGUUACAUCUACCGUCUAGAACAUUAUCAUACUAUUGAUCGAAAUUUUGACAAGAAAGUUGAGAGGGCUGUCAAAUUUGUGGUCGACACAUAUAAUCAACAAAAGGAUCAAAACUUGAUUUUACUUAACAUUCAGAACGUAAAUGUCCGGCUCGGUGGUUGUUGGUACGUAUUCUACGUAACUUUUGAAGGCUUCCAAGAGUCUCGUCAUAAGCGGAAUGGUGGUAGUUAUGUUCGUAAUUACCAAACAGUGGUAUCUUAUGAACGUUGGCGGCGUGUCCCCAUUUAUAAAAUUCAUAUCUUCAGAAAGAGUAAAUCAAUUAGCAAAGAUGAGGAUUUGCUACCAACUCGUCCCUCUGACAAAGAAAGUACAAGUUGA